Toxoplasma gondii ME49 is the source of this 18665-nucleotide messenger RNA. RefSeq lists its product as hypothetical. Bases 1 to 18258 code for a protein of 6085 amino acids. The transcript has 3 exons. The record is from RefSeq and is a predicted model, not a curated record. NCBI's taxonomy places the organism in Eukaryota, Apicomplexa, Conoidasida, Eucoccidiorida, Sarcocystidae.
AUGUUCGCCACCGGGACUGAUCCCCGAAAAGGGGAGAGGCCCCCAAACGGCCUUCUUCCUGAGGAUGGAAUAAGCAUCCAACCUUCUCCGUCAUCCACUGCAGGCGCGACCUUAGUCUAUCCUUUGUCGUCAAAGAGAUCUACCCACCACACAUCGCCAUCCUCAACCGCAAAGCCACGCCUUGCUGUGUCUACAUUGUCUCGGGUUUUUGUCGCUCCGUCACCAUCGCGACCGCCGAAAGCGGUCAUGUACGUUCCAGUAGUUAAGCCAACACACACUGCAGUAUCAUCUGAAGUGCAGAAGCAUUGCGAUCGGGUUUCGCAUCCAAAAGAUGACUUGUCAGUGACUGCGAAAAUUUCAGCUGUAGGCACCUCCAGUACCGGUGGCACACCAGGCCGCCCGACAAGCUCGGGCAGGCUUCCUCAGCAACAUCAGACGGGGGGGACGGCGUAUCCGUCGAAUAGGGGAAAGAAGCACGGGCAACAGAAGCGAACGUUUCAGGAUAAACAAUUAUGUAAAAAAUGGAACACAGUGUCUCCCGCAACAUAUCUGGCGUCUCCCAAAACAGCAGGUAAUGCACAUCCGACGGGAUCGAAUCCGGGAGGCACAGAUUCCAUUGCGUUUGUGGGCAAUAUGGUAACUUCCGCAGAAGUUGGCGCUCCCCCGUCCAUUUCCGAUGCCGCCGAGACGGAGACCAUUUCACUUCAGACAACUUCCUGCGACCACGUUUUACAUCCGCCUGUAGAUACAGGGAAUGAGAAGGAAAACCCGAAGGAAGUGUCUGUGUCUACAGCAACGUGCAAGAGGGGCAACCCUUCAGAAGCGUCUGGCCUUCAUACGACUGCAGCCACUCUGUCGAAGCGAAACGCCAAAAAUGCCAGUGUGGGGACACGCUCGCAAGACUCACUGCUGUAUGAAGUUGCUUCCCAGCAACGGGCGGUCACUGCCACGCUGGAAGCGGUACCCUCCCCUGCGGCCUGGUUGGCCGAUCAUCGUGAACGAGACCCCACAGUUCCCUCAUCGACUACGGAAAGUGCUGUAAUAUGUUCGUCUCCGCUGACCACUGUUGCAAGUAUGCAGGUACCCAAUACAGUAGAACCUUCAGAGUUCGCAACACGCCAGGUAAAUUCAGAAAAACGGUCAGGAAAGGAACCGGUCCUGUCUUCGGUGGAGCGACCGCCGUCGCUAGUGGACAGGAAACCAGCAGAAGCUACUGCCAGUCAGAAAACAAUGCCUUCUUCGUCUUCAAAACACUCGGCGCCGAUUCCGAUCUUGUUACCUCAACGGAGAAAUAGCAGCGGCGGACAGCCGUUCGGCAAAUCGACCUCUAAGCGAAUCGAGGGUGGUAAAGUUUCCAUAGUCUGGAAGGCGGCCACAAAUCAGAAGGCUGAUUCUAACAAUCAAUCAAUUUCACUGACUAGUAGUACAGUUCUCAAGAGAAUCAUCGGCGAGGAAACAGAUGGUAGAAAAUCAACCGCCAGCACUCAGUCGCAGCUACAAGGAGAUCUGCUCUCUCGUGUACCUCCCGAAAUUUCCGGCGAUGUUCCUCACGUCACCUGUGCAACGGUUGAUUCGUUUUUUUUGACGAGGCACAGGCAAUCUACCUCAGCUGACUCGGUUCCUCAGCAGAAGGAGGCAGGAAAUACGACCAACGCAAAAAGUGAAGGAAAGGGCAGGAAAAACCUGCCAGGAAAUAACAUGCACGAAACAAAGGGGGGUUCUCUACACAACCGAGCACACGCUCAGUUCGAAAGCCAUCACUCGGCUUCAAUAGAGAGAAGGCAAACUCGGCCCCCGGAAAGGAAAACGAGGUCCCCAUCUGUCGGAACUGCGCGUGAAAGUGGUUGGAUAGCACAACCGGAACGUUCUGUUCCUUCAGUGGACAAAGACGCCAGUUUCCCCUCAGAACCACUUGACUUGACAGAGAAGACAACCUGUCCUGAAGAGGGUUUUAACUCGCGUGUGAAACAGGAGGCACCUUUGCCCAGCAAAGAUGUCAGCCGCUGUGUAGAGACAAGCAGAGGCAAUGCAUGGUGUGCAGGUGAGCAACGGAAGCUUCCUGUUGCGUCAGCAUCACCACGCGUCAACCGGAAACAUGAAGGUCGAGUUGCAAAAGAGGGUGCUGCCAGUGGCGACGACCCGGCCAUAGACAUCGAAGAGGGAAGCAAAAAAGGAAAUGUCUCUCCUGCAAAAGCCUCUGUUGUCCUAAACAAGGAACCUUCGAGCUUCUCCAAUACUGAAGUGACGUCUUCAGUCUUUCCGAACGCGGCGAUUCGUCCUAGCGACGACGCCAGCAGCAUUGAGACGACAGUUGGCAAGCUGUCACGGCUGCCGACGUUUGGUGUGACGAAGCACGACUCCCCUAGUUCGCUGGGACCAAAGGCGUCUGGCACUUCCUCCAGCACUUAUCCGUCGCCUCGUCACGUUUUUCGCUCUUUGGGAAGAGGUUCCAGCCACAUGCCUCACCAUCGCCGCCCGCCGACCAAACAGUAUGUCUACGCGGCAGUCCUGAAAAAGCCGCCUUCGGAGCCAUUGGGACAGAACCAGACGAGUUCUACUACCGCCUGGCAGGCGCUGUCCGACAAAUUGUCCUUUCCUUCGUGUGGUAGUGCGAAACAAGGUCACCAUUUUCAUGGUCACGAGGAUGACCGCGGUGUCUCGACGCCUACGCUAGCUACAGGCGCCUCGCUACCAGAACCAGGUCCGCUCCUGAAAACGCCCACGCCACGUCACCAUUUGACGCUUUCUGGAGGUGCUUUCCACACCAUUUCACCUUCGUCGCCUCGGGAUCUGGUCAGUAGGAAACCAGUGCCUCCUCCUCUCAUUGCACAAUCUCCCUUGUUUCUGGCAGAACUACGUGAGGACGUCCACACGCCUCAUCACGCCCUUAUACAGCGAACACCUAGUGUUACGGACAACAACGAACAACAAGGAUCUCUAGGUGGACGCUACAUGAAAGGGAAACAAUGCGAGCACCCGCAAUUAGGAAUGUUGCCACCAUCGCCAGCCCCAGCUGAGAGAUCGUGCUCCCUCGCGGCCGAAAAAGAGACUAACGAGCGCACAGAAAGAGAAAAAGGGAGACAACCCGAGAGUACGCUUCAGGCUCUUACGGGAUCAGUCAAUCGUUCUUCCUACAGCACACUUAGGUGGCCUGUCGAGACAAAUGGCUUGGCUGGAAGUGACCUUAGUAUGCCUCACGACCGACGAGGGGAGACUACUGAAGAUAGUGCUGCUGACGGUUACGCAACAGAACGAAAAAAGCGGGGCGACUUCGGGUAUGGCGGCUACGGCCCCGAAAAGAAAUCAGGAAGAAAAGAGGGGGAUAUAUGCGACGGGCAGGCAGUGCACCGCACGCCGUUGGAGCAAAGAGGCCUCCUUUCUUCUGCGUCUCCAUUGUCUCUUGCAGCGCACUCACAGCAAGCGACACUGCGAAAUCUGCUGUCAGACAGCUUUUUUGGAGCAGGGUCUCCGCCUUGUCAGAAAACUCCGUCGUGUAACUGCCUUCGCUGUAUUACGGCCAAUGCAGCUCUUCAAUUGACGGCGCACCGUCCAUCCAAAUUACUUGCCUCACUCCUUGCCACUCCCAUUUAUUCAUCUCUUCUCCUUGGACCUCCUCACUCUGCUACGGCUCCGAGGAACAGACCCGACAAUUCAGGUGUGUCGGGAACUGCAAGUGACGGCCAAACGUCCGGUACCCCCGCAGUGCCAAAGUCGUCCACAUGGGCCAAACCACCUGGUCCCCCCUGUUCCCUGCCUGUGGCUCCAGCGCCUCCCGUAGCUGGAAGGGACAGGUACGCAGGAACUCUUCGUCUUCCGCGUGUGACAAGAGAGUCUGACGGACAGCUCUCACUGACAAGUUGGCCUUCGUCCGCACCACCACCAGUUCGCUUGAAUCCUGCAGAUAGCAAAGACUCUUCCUCAGCAAGCUGUACAGAACCUCGGCGAGACAUGCAGGAGCCAGGAAACACACAGUCUGACUCUGGCACUCUAGAUGCCGAAACAGUCUCAUCUAAUCAUCAAUACUAUCACGAUCCGUCUUCGCUCUCCUACAAAAUAGGCGCUCCUCUGUCCUCUCAUGGGUCCACGUCUUCAGCCUCUGGAAGCAUGCAGCAGAGAGACGACGGCGGCAGGGCUCAGUCUCAGUGCCCUAAACAUCUACGGAGUUCGUUUCCGUAUUUACUGGAUGCUCCAUACGCAAAUGAGGACGAACCGAAGUGCGAGAACCAGCGAGAAACCGUUGGGGCAUGUCUGCUGUUGAACAGAGAGACACGAGAAGGAACGCCAGAGGCGUGUCUUAAAAAGUCCCCCAGACAACCUUAUCUGAUCGUAAAGCAAAAGGUCAGCGGGAAAGGUACGUUUCAGCGCGAGAGCAACGAAGACGAAUCUGCGGACUCCCGAAAGCGCGAGGCGAGCACAUUCCACGAAAAGGCACUUUCUCUCGACUCCAGUAUUUCGUGUCUUGGUGCGACCAGCCCUUCGACCCCACCCGAGGAGCUUGUGGGCAGUCUGAGGAAGCCUGACAAAGAGUCAUUCUCCACUAAAGACACGCGUGUGCGGGAAGAAGAACAGGGAACCUACUGUAGAGAAGUGGAGCGUUCGGAGAAAUCAAAUGGUUUCAGUCUCAAAAGAUAUACACCAAAGGAGGCAGGACCUGAGACUAUGUCAAUCACGGUUGCAGCCAGGAAGGCUGCAACAGGGCAAGAUUCAGAAGGAAAAGACACGCCGAUCGGAGAACAGAGAGACUUCAGGUCUGUUCGCUUCGCGUCCCUCCUCCGCCAGCACGGUCACAAGGUGUCUGCAGCAGAUAUUGACCAACUGUCUCUCCACACGCUCCAAGACCGACACAACAGUGUAUGUGCACCUCGCAGGCCCAGCCAAGUGAGAAGCGAACCAGAGGUCACCAAACAGCCGAAAGUCAGUUCAGAGAAGGGAACGCCUGUCGCGGAGAAGGCCACCACAAAGGCGACGCCUGCAAAGAACCUCCGCGGAGGCUGCGACGACUCAGGUGUCGAAAAUGCGAGGGGGGAGGCACAGACAGGUCCUGAGGAACUUAGACAGCGAUGCGGCACCUCGGGAAACGGGGGGCAAGAGAGACCAAGUGACAAAGACGACGGAGGAGGAGCUACCACCGCUGGCCACGCUGGAAAAAAGUCGUUCCUCUCGCUUGCGACAAGUGCUUGCAGCGCCGAAAUACACAGAGUUGCGGAUCGGAGACAUUUGUUUCAGGAACCCAGGGCAGCCGAAGGUGGAAAGGGACUCGUUGCCCGUUUGGCGAGCCCUACACAAGGCGAGGAGGCUCUGCUGUUCCAAGCUAAGCUGCACGGGAGUAACUCAGAAUCUCAAAAACGCACGGAUGGAACAGAAACAAAGAAUCAAGACUGGAACAUUUAUUCACUACAGACUGCUAACAGCCGCGACUGCAGCGGGAGGAGACCAGCCGAACCACAUGGAAUGCGUUUGAACGAUGCAGUAAAACGCUGUUCUCUGUCGCCUUCUUGUUGUUUAGUGCCCCCUUCUGAGAAGAACUUGUCUGACCUGAACUUGGUAGGGGGGGUGAGUGACAAGCGAAGAAGGGAACACCAAAGUCGAAACAGUGAGAAAAGACAAGAUAAAGGCACACAGCAUGGCGAAAUCUUGGCAACUUCCCCUUCGCCGUCCCUACACCCCUGUGCCUUAUCUCAUCCCCCAACAGCUGUUGGUGAAGACAGGAACAGCGACGCUCGCCACAAGAACCUUCGUUCGUGUGCACAAGGCACUGCCCGUACACCCGAGAACGCGGCAUUCUUAGAACAUACUCGGCACGGACAAGGACAGGCAGGCGCAUCUUUGGAAGAGGUCGAGGCCUGCCUUCGUAGACCAUCUGCUUCGGUGUCUCUUCAUACUUUUGCGACACCUGACUCUCCGACAAAUAACGAGUGGCAAGAAAGACCACAGAAUGAGAAUUUCACUGCUAUGGUUCCCCCUGGGUCGGAGGCUCGAACUCGCUCUUUUCCCGAGUGUCAAGGAACACAGGCGGGAAGAAAGAUUGAUCUUCCAGGACAAGGCUGUAUAUCAGCCUGCACAAGCUCCACAGGCCCUCACACCCCUCUGCAUGACCCGGAGCCGCGCAGGGGGGCCGCACGGCAACCCAAGCAAAGCCACCAGUCUCAUGCACGCGAAGCCUCUCUUGGCUGUCAUCCAGGAGUGUCAACUGUCCCUGCUUUGUUUGCCCGUGACGCCUCCAGUUUCCAUUCGACCCAGCUUACUGUUGCUCGUACAAACGCAGAUCACGUGCCUCCCUUGGACCCUUCAGAGAUUACCAAACACAGUGGAGCAAAGAGAGAGUACAGAGAUCGUGGAAGCGGGAGAGACGAGUUGCUCCACCUUCUCCAGCAGCACAGCUCAGCGUGCCCCCGUGACGACUCCCAGGGCUGUGUGCUGGGACCUUCGGUUCCUUCCCCAGGUGCUGUUCCUUCUCGGAGACACGCGCCGGUCCCCUCGAUAGAAGAAAUCCAGACAGAGAUCCCAUCUAAAUCACACAGCGAGGCAGAGGCGCUGCCUGGAGGGCGAGAAAGUCAACAGCCUCGACAGAGAAGCUGCUUGCCUUAUGGAGGAAUGCUGCUCUUUGGCAAGCCAUUCCCACUGUCCCACGCUGGGGUGGCAGUCAACAGGACGGGUCAGCUGCUCAGCGACAGCGAGAUGGCUGGCGAAGGCACAGUCUUCAAACAAGGAGAACCUGCAGACGCCCAAAGGCAGGAGAUAAGCCCCAGCGAAAUGUGCGCAGCACGUAACGCGAGAGAGAACUCGACAGGACGAGAUACCGCACUGCAGGCUCUUACGGGUGUUUUGCAACGCCUCCUUGCCUCCAGUUCCAACCCUUUGCACUCUCAGCCAAGUGCGCAUGUCCGUGAGACCCCGAUCCAACUGUCUAGUUCUUCUUCUGAAGCUGAUUCUGGUCCACUACUGGAAGGAUCUUCCCGCGGCUCAAGUGUGAUCGGCGUGGCGCCGUUGUCUCGCUCCUUGUCAGAGUCGAAACCUUCGCGCCUUUCCACAGGCGACCUGCGAGGCGCCCUAAACGCAGUGCCUCAGUCUUCUUCUCCGGAUGCGGCGAUCGAUGAAACGAAAUCGAAGAAAGGGGUCUCUCCCUCUUCUCUUUCUCGUCCUUCGUGGCCUUUCUCGUCGAGUGGAGUCGCCGCUUCUUCGCCCAGUCAGGCUCAAGACCAACAGCACUUGCAGAAGAAGCUGCGCCAGGCGAUGCACCAAUCACAGGUGCCUCAGCUCGUUCUAGGAGAGAAACGCUUAGACGAAAGAGGCCGGGUUCCGCUGUCGCGUGUCGAGAGGCUUUUGAGAGGAAGUGGAGACCUUCCUGGCGGCCAGGCACGGAGGCCCGGAACAGCGGAAGUGACUGAUAGAGGGGAAGGCGGUGCCAGCCAGAGAGCCAUAGGGGGAUCGAAUAGCCACGAAACGAAGGCCUAUGGUCAGCAGGGCCAGGAGAAGAAGCAAGCUCUUGUAGACGCCGUGUGCAGAGAGUUGCGGAGGCUGAGGCGGCAGCUCGUGGAACACCAGAAGAGCAAAAGAACCACGGAAAAACAGCAGGGUGUUGAGAAAAGAGAAGGGCGCGACGCUGCAGACAGAGGCCAGAUGAAGGCAGGCGCGCUGGAGAGUGGGAAGACGCGGGUACCUUCGCCCCAGGAGUCUAGCGGUCGGGACCCAGGGCAGAAACCUCGAAGCGCCCUCCACCCCCCAGGUUUCCCUCCCUCGUCAGGUGUACAUUCACCGAAGGACUUGCCGCGGAGUGCCUCGUCGCCAGGUGGCCUGGUGAAAGCUCACGACACAAAACACUCGAUCGGAGGUCGUGCGAAGUCGCGGCACACCGCAAGUGCCUCCACAGAGCUCGGUAUCUUGCGCCUCCUCGCCGCCUCUGCCGCAGCGGCAAUGAAAGCUGAGGGAGGGCUUCGGGAGGCGUUAUCGUCUGCCUCUCUGUCGGCGUCCCUGCAAGCUGUUCUGCUCCAUCACAAGGCGAAGACCAAAGAACACAAAGAGGAACGACGCGCUUCAUGCCUCAGCAGAGAGUCUGGCGCCUGUCUGGACCGAGGGCCAUCGACCAGCAGCCGAGAGAGAACCAAAACGAACGCCGGCAACAAGCUAAAGGAGAGAGAACGAGGCGACGGAAGCGGAUCAGGUGGACAGCCACCGACCCACGCGGUGAGGGCUGGCGUGGUAGAGCCCCGCAGUGCGACUGGACCACCAGAUAUGCAGAAACCUGCGGAAGAAAGUAGCUCGAAAGCAAGCUCUCUGUUGACGACGACUUCCUUGUCAGCUUCGCUCUCAAAGUCUGGAGCCAUGGCUGUAAGGCCUUCCUCGCUACCCUCUGGCGCCCUUAUUUUGACGGACAACCAGCGGCACCAGCUGCGGCUGUUGCGGAAGCUCCACGACCUCCAUAGGGCCGAGGUAGAGCGGAGCAGACGGAGGCAGGUGGAGGAGCUUGAAGGGCCCGAGGACGCCUCGAGGCGAGCUGGAACCCGCGGAGAGACAGGCGCGGCUGAGGCGAGUGAAAAAGGCCUUCGUUCCGUGUCCGUGUUGGCGGACCGACUGUCCCACUGCAGCCACUACAGGAGACGAGACUGGUGUGGGGAGGCCCUAGGCCAGCCUGUUCUUUCCGGUCAGUUCCCCUCAAAAGAAGAGACAGCUGGUGUAUGUCCCUUCGACGGGACAGGUCCGCCACCCUCUGCGCAAUCAUCCCUUCUGAGGCAGCAGUCCUCUCCGCCGUACAUGCCUUCUCUCGGUCCUGCUUCGCCUCGCCCCGUCGAUGCCGGCGGAGUCCAUGCGCGGGUGCCAGCCCCCGUAUCACGGACCAGCUCCGGAUCGUCUCUGCUGUCACGUCUGACCGCCAACUUCUCGGGCCCGAGUGUCUCCGUCGCGAGCGCGGCGGCAGGUCUGGGACGCGGUAAUGACGGUCUAAGAAAACGCGGGGCCUCGUCCUGUCAGAAGCUCAUCUUCGAUCGCUCGGUAUCCACUGCUGCUUCGAUCCAAGCGCUAGCCAAAUACUAUCUGGGGCAGAAGGCCCUCAGCGUUCCUCUCGCGUCGUCGGGGCCCCCCUCGACAGCGACGGGUCUACACCGUCAAAAGGGCAUGGCCCUCUCGCACCUCUCGCCGUCGCUCACUGGAACUCAGAGGGGGUCCCUCUUGGGCCGCACGGCUUCUGCAGGCUCCUUCGCGCGGGUCCCCGACCCGCCGCCCUCCUCUGUGGAAGACUCCCGAGUGCGGAAUAGCAGACGAGGAAGCGAAGCUACGCUGGCACAUGCCGAGGAUAGGCGAGAGAGACAGGCACCGUUUCAGCACUUCAACCGUGGAGGCGGAGAUACUUCAGGUUUCGGAUUGGCCGCAGAGGAAAGCAGCUUUCUGUCGAGACACCACAUGUCCACGAGGCCGUUCCCCGAAGGAGCACAUGCUGAGUUGCAUCAGCAGUCUCCGACUCCGAGUCAGUAUCAGACGAGGGCGAGAAGCAGGGAAGCGACGUCUGAAAUCGAAGAAUCAAGGGGCGAAAACAGUGUGCCUCGAUAUGCCCUUCAAGGGCGGCUCGCUGAAGCGCGUCCUGAGCGAAGCCUGAGCCCUAGCGGUAUGGCAGCGUUCCUUUCUGUCGCUUCGCAGGGGCACCUGGGGGCAGCAGCGCCCUCUACGCGACGCCAGCCAACGCUCCGAGCCUUAUCGGCGCUCGACCGGGGCUCAAGCGUCCGUACAGAGGUCCCCAGCGCCAACAGCGUCCCCCCGCGUCGCUUUCUGGAAGCGCCAAAUGACAGCAGCUCCGCCCAGACGCUCCAACCCAGAGGCGGGUCGGGCGACAGCAGUGGGGGCUUGCGGGGCGCGGCAGUCCCGUGCUUCCGCGAGGUGUCCCAGCACCAAGUUCCCGUCCUCUAUGAUGACUUCUGUGGGCGCCAGAAACUCACAGAAGGCCUCUACAGAGUGCAGCGGAGAGCCUCGGCUUCAAAAGGCCGGGAGGGAGAGGCGGCACCCGCGCUCGCUGGAGGGCCUCUGUCUUCAGAAGUCCUCCGAGCUGGGGAAAGCCGCCACGCCGGAGAAUUCAAACACCAGGACAGUAAGAGGAGCAGAGAGAUUCCGAGAGGAUUCCUGUCUUCUGCCGAUAACGAAUGGAACUUCCCAGAUACCAAAGGGCCCCUGGCUGCAGCUGCACACAGCCAGGUGACCACGGCGCCCUUCGGCUCCCAUCGAGGGUCGCCUGCGCACGACCAGGAGACCACGAAAGGCUACGUAGGCACCAUGAAGCAGCCCAGAGUGGAAUGGGACGAGGCCAGUGACGGCGGCGAGGAAACGGAAGAAGACGUCAGCACACGAAGGCAGGCCCUGCGAGCAUUCCUGCCUGAGCCUCUUCGAAGUCUCCAUCCAGAGAGCAUAUGCCUUCGUGUGUGUGCAUCUAACGAAGGCCGCACCGAGGCAGACGGUCAUGUUCGAGAUCAAAAUAUCAGCACUCUUCUUCUUCUCGAUAUUCCGCUCUCGAUCAUUGUCCCAGGGUUCUUUCAUCCAUGGUCCGAAGCAAACGGAUUGGAUCUUCUCGUCUCGAAAUUCUUGUUAGCUUCCAGCGAAGCCACAGGGCGAGCGCUGCCCUUUCGGACGACGUCCUACCCCGUCAGUUCUUCUGCGGCUUCAUCGUCUCGAAGGGACCUUGAAGAGUCUUUCAGUUCAUUUUCCCCUCUCGAAGGAGCCGACUCAAUUAGUGGAGACCCAUCAGUCCCAGACAGGGAGGGAAACGCGUCGUUUUCGUCUUCGUGGUGGACCUUUCCUAACUGUCACCAAGGAAACGGUGCUCACAGUUUAGCACAUCACGCCGCUUCAUUUCCAUCCUCGCCGCUCCCGCAUGCAUCCCAUGGACAUCACAACGGCUGCGCUCCUGCGCUUUUUGGUCCCUCUCAACCUGCUGGCCAUCCGGCUGCCGGAAAUGUUUCUGCUCUCGCUUUCGGAGGCACUUCUGCCUCCGUCGCAUAUGCGUUUCCUCCCCUCUUUCGCACGUGUGCCGCAGGGGGCGGAGGGGGAGUUCGUGGUGCGCCUCCGGGGACGCUGCCGCCGCCCCUCCUCCCUCCACCAGGUUUUACGGAGCAGCAGUUGUUGCUUCUUCAGCACCAGCACACCCCGCCCUCGCAUGUGCGGUCCGGAUGUCACUACACCUCGUCGCAGCUCGUCGCGCUCCAUCCCGCGGCCCUGGCUGCCUCGUCACCCCAACCGUACCCUCGCAUCCACAGUCUGCCUCCAGUGGCCCUCUCACAUGUGCACCACUUCAGUGGUCAUCUGCUCGCCGGGCAAGGGCCGAGCAAUCUGAGUCGGGGUGGAGACAACGGCCUUGCUCUUGCAGGUCAACCUCACCCCAGUUUUUCGACACCAUCCCACUUGCCGCCAUCGCAUGCACUUCACUCUGCCUUGGGAUCCUCAGACGCGUUGUUCUCUUUCCGGGCUUUAGCGACGAGCCAUCCGCUCUCUGGGCAGCAGGUCCCUUCGGCCUGGGGGCCCAGUCCGAGAGGCCACUACCCUUCGUCAGCCAUGGGGACAGCGACCGCAGCGGCCUCGUUUAUAGCGAGUUCGACGGCUUGCCAGCGAGAAGCGAUUCAUCAGCAGCAACUACAUUCGUCUCAAGCUUCUUCCAGGUUCACCAUUGCGAAGAAGGCGAAGGCAGACACAGUCAAGCGGGACUUAGAUGAAGGUGCACGACCCUCUUCAGGCGUGGACGGAAAAGGCGGGCUAACUCCCUCAGAGGCAGAGGGUGGAACGGCGAGAAGCCCUGCUUGGUGGGACACGGCCGCCGCUGCAUUUAUGGAGAGAAAUGUGAAGAGUGGUACACUCGGGGGACCCGAUACCGGAGGCGCUCAGAGUCGGUCGCUAUCGACAUCAGCAGACGCCAGGUCGGGUCUCAGAGGAUCAAGGGCUUCGCCUUCGGUCUCCGCGGGUGUGUCUCAUUUUUCCUCUUUCGGGGCGUCUUCUCGACCCGACAUGCCUAGGGAGAAAGGGGUGCCAGAGGGGAAUAGCACGCGGGGGCAGGAAGCAGCCUUUGCAGACGCGCCUCUGUCCGGACCCAAGUCUGGGGCUUUGUCUUUGCAUGCUGCACUCCACGACGGCAGUCACAGUCCUGGAGGGGCGGUGGGUUCCGCGUCAAUUGGAGGGGGCGGGAAAGAUCGCGAUGCCUCCGUGUCCUGGUCUUUGUCCAACUCGGGACCGGCGUAUCCUUCGCGCCUUCACUCGUAUCCACUCUUCACCCCUCCUUCAUUCAGUGGCAAUUCGUUUGACGGCAGCGUCACAGUGGCGUCCUAUCGGUCGAACCUAACGCCCUACCAAGAAACUCCACGAAUUUCCUGUCUCGCGGAAAGUGACAGAGCCUUCGCUUCCUCGUCUGGGUGCACCUUUCCAGCUGGAAGAGGCGCCGUGGUCGAUUGCGUAGAACCUCAGUUUGAACGCUCCGACGCAGCCUCGACCGCAGCCGCCGCAGCCGCGGACAUGGUGCUUGCGUGCAACUCCUGUCUGCGUGGUAUAGACACACCGUCCAAGACCCUUGUCUACAUCGACGUUCAGAGUCUCCAGAUUCUGUCGAGACCUCCGCAGUUGUUUUUUCUGCAACAGGAAAUCUUGGCGACGGUUCUGCGGAAGGGCCUCCAGGCGUUCAUAGCCAAAUACGAAGAAGAACUGCAAAUGAAAAUGCAGCGUCACAUUCGGCGGUGUCGGCUGCGACAGCUGAUGCGGAGUUAUGGCCGUCAGCCGGGAGCUUCGGUUGAGAGGCUGCAGGCGAACGGAGGGGAAGGGCGUGAACUCGGGAGAGCAGGGAGAGAUGAGCCAGUCAACACCAAACCUGAGGACGAGAGGUACGAGCAGCCAGGUGAUGAAGAAGUCAAACAAGGGCAAGGAAGCGAUGUCGGUCACGCACAUGGAGAAACAGAUUCAGGAAAUGUGCUGGAAACGAGCGUGAAAAUGCAGGCGACAGUCAGAGCCUCUACAGAUAUACACAGAAUCCAGAGAUACACAGAAGAUACAGGCGCCAUGAAAACGGAGGUCCUAGCCGUGAAAACAAACGGCAUCCAGGCAGACAGGGCAGCAGCGAGCGAGUGGCCGCAGAGCGCACACAGAUGGAAUACUCAAGUGAGGCAUGCGGUGGCCGAAAUGGACCUUAACACGCCAAACAUACGCACUGACAAUGAGAACAAGGCUGAAAACAGCCUGGAAAAACGCGGACAAACUGAAGUUACUACGAGAGCCGAAAAGGGUGCAGAGUGUUCAGUGAAAGCAGAAAGAGAGAGACUUGCGUUAAUAGUGGCAUGCACCGAUGAAAAGUCGGGACAUCCCAGUAACUCGCUAGGACGGAUGAGAAGUUCCUCGGCGCCUUCGAGGCAGCUAGGCUAUGUGGAAGCUACCUGUCAGUCUCCGACGUUUUUCGGAAGAAGUCCAAGUAGUGAAUUUCCCUCUCACCGGCUCGCCCCGCCUCCUUCUCCUUCUCCCCCGUUUCCCAUGCUUUUGUCUUGUUCUGCCUCCUCUUUCGCUCCUGUCUCUGGGCCUACCAGCUAUUCAGAUGAGUCUGAGAGGAAAUUGCAUUCAUCCACUAACCUCCACACACCGCUGCACACGGCUAUGUCCCUCAGAGAUGCGGCAAGAAAAGUACAGGCAGGGUGCGUUCAGAGUAGAAAGAGCGAACAAGAUAGAGAAACAGAGGCAAUCCGAGUCGAGUUACACUUCUUGAGCGCCGAGAGCCACGGAAAAUGUCACAGUGAAAAGGAAGAAAACGCAGGCAGCUCGGGUUCGUCUCUCCAGGAUGGAACGACGUCUGCAUUCUCUCCCUGGCUGCACGCAACUACCUGUUACACCGACACGCUUGUCGGGUGGCCCGAAACGGAGACACCAUCACCCUCUACAUCUUGGUUUGGCGUCCAAGAGAACCGACUGAGUGAACAGCAACUUCUCGCUCUUCUCCAUACCGAGGAAACAAAGGGUUCGGAACUUCGAGCACGGUUGAUGGAGGCCCAGCGAUCGCUGUUGGGAGGGCCUGCCGGUGAAGAGACUGGGGACGUGGAGCGCAGAAAGCUUGAAGCAUGGUGGUCGUGUUGUCCCUCUCAGACCUCCUUCCCUUCUCCACAACUGUCGCCUUGCGAUUGCGCAGCCCCUCUUUCUCCUCGUCGGCGAGGUCCCUCAGUUCUCCGAGCAUUAGCGGACCGACAGGAGGUAGCCGAUUAUGCACCCAGCUUUUCUGUUGUCUCGUCCGCUUCCCGGCUUUCGACGCGAGCACAGAGCGGAGACACCGAGCUCCACUUGGAAGAAGACAAGGGUUCAAACUCGCCUGAAUCUCGUCGGUUAAUUACUCACUCUGGAAUCGAGAGGACUGCGGCAACGGAGAAGAAGCUUUCCUUCAGCGACGAAGGCUCUGUCGGGACAGGUGAGGGUCUCACGAAAGACCCGCUGACGCUCACCGACUUGCUAGAGCAGGUUGUGGAACAGCAGAAAGCAGUCCAAGCGCAAAUUGAAUCGCAACAGAAACUGCUUCACACCUGGCGUGCAGCCAUUGAAGAGAGAGCGAAAGAAAAACAAAUUGAAGAGGCGAUGCAGUUCCUUUCGUUAACGCGAGAAGAAGCCAGUCGCCUGAUUCUCCACACAGACCAAGGGUUAGCUCUCUACGAGGCCUUCUGUGCUCAGGCCCGAGCCUUCAGCCAGACAGAGCACGCUGGGCCUCUUAACUGUCGGUGGAGAGACGCCAUCAGGGGGCAACAAGGAGGAGAAGAGAACUGGAGGAGGAACGGAAAUGAAGUGAGAGGCGACGAUAGGGAGCCACGUCGAAAUGGGAAGGGAAAUAAUCAUGGGGAAAAACACUUCUUCCACGCUAGGAAGGAGGACAUAGGAACCACUCACGACCUUCUGGGAGCAAGACGACCAGAAGCUUCGGAGAAAGCACCCAUGAGUUCACAGGAGCUGAGGACCGAGGACAGUAAGAAGCUAGAAAACGAAACAAAAGAAGCGAGAAAAGAUCGCGAAAGAGGAGAUGGCUCAUACGCGGAUGGCAACUUCAUGCGCGUGGACACGCCCGCGACUGUGCAAGGAAGGGACAGAGAAGUCGCAUGCGAGCAGGCAGUCCACCAAGAUAUGGAGCAAGCGCCAACAACCGGUGAAGUAAAGGCUGCUGCGAAAGCUCAGGAAGAAGAAGCUGCAGUGCUUCAGAGUCCUCGGGAACGGUUCUCACUUUCAACCAGCGUCGAAAAAAUCACAGACAGGAAAGAUCACUUGAACAUCAAGGUAUCAAGUUACAUAUCGCCUCCACUUGAGCCGAAUGUACAGGCUGUGAAGGGAGCAGCUCGCCUUGCAGAAGAUUUCUCUCCAAAGCAGAGCCUCUCAUAUCUUGUCCCGGCCUUCAGGGAGCGAGAGGAGAAGCUGGCGGAGCUCGAAAACGCGUGGUUGCUGUCCUGGAAACGAACCUGGCAAAAGCACUGGGAAAAAAUGACGCCAGCUAGCGGGUGGCAUGUCGUUGAGAGGGGCAAUCUCUUCAGCGCUUCUCAGAGUGAAGCGGCUGAACUUGCCUUCUUUGUAGAUGAAGAGGAAGGCAGAGAAAGAAGCGCAGAGCUUCAGUGGCGAGGUAGAAAGUAUGCGCGGGAGUGGAACGGGCGAGAAAGUGGCUCUGUCGAGACGGGGAUUACCCACAAGAGUAUUGAUCAGGAAAGGGGUGGUAAGCUUGAGGAAUGGUCGCAUAAACUUUCCGAGGAAGGUCAGAGGACGAGACCAGAGAAUAGUGGUAGCGUGCGGAACCAGAGAGAGACCCUAGGAGAUGAACUACUCGCGAAAAAAAAAAGUAGCUCGACUUCCAGUGAUACGUUGCAAGAGCCAUCUGCUAAGCCGAAUGCAAACAAACCCGGCCUUUCUUCUCCACAGGCUUCUCAGAGCGGACGAAUGCUGAACGAUGGGGACAAGCGUGGUCAGCUCCCCUCGAUCAUUGAUGACUCCUGGCUCACCGAGGAAGACAACGACGCAAGUCCUGCCCUUUGGUGGCUUGUCCCCAAAGGGGCCUACUGCUGUCGCUGUGGGCGAACACAGCGAGAAAUGGCGUUGUCAUGUCUGGGUGACAUUGUCGCGCUUCCUCGGUCUCUCCGUGAAGAGGCCUGGAAGCGUGCAAAGGAGGCUGAAGCUACAGCUGAUGCAGCGGCUUCUCUGUCCUCAGUGUUUGCGGGCAGCCCUCUUCGCCACGGUUCGAGCACUGUUCUCGAGCGAGACAUGGCAAGGACACGAUCUCUGGAAGAUAGGUCUUUUGCGCAAAUGAUGCCUCACUAUUUAAGCGGUGCAUGCGAGGGGCUGACUUACAGAAGAACAUUCCGGGGAGGGGAUCCGACAGCAGAAGAGAGUGAAGGGGGGAGAACGAGCCACGGUCAAUCCCCUCACUCGCAGACACAGCGAGACAGAGCUGACAGAAGUGAAGAGCAUGGGCAGACACCGGGGUUUGCAGAUACGAACGAACGAAGGAGUAGAGGCGCUGAGUGGGGAACGAGUGGUCACCAGACAGAAGUGUCUUCCUCUCAGUUGCCGCCGGUGGCAUCUCUCAAUGUGCAACCUCCACAACACGUAAGCGAAACGAAAAGAGGAAAAUUUCCGCCAGUCCCUGUGGACAGAGUAGGCUACCGGGAAGAGACGGGGAUUGGGUUUGACCGGGACGGACAAGGACACCGAACGAGUAUCCCAAGCGACGAGAACGACACAGGUUCUAUGUUUCUUUCACGCGGACCCGGGAGCUCGUGGGCACACGAAAGCAGCAAGGACGAGUUUGGGGAAAACUGCAAAAGCAAGGACUUGGCGCUCACUCGUCAAAUCAAAUCGUCUCCGCCCUCGCCUCCAUAUUUGAAAGCGGUGUCAUCGCAGUCGAGACACUCCACCACGGGCGUACAAAAUUGUUACGGCUUUUCUGAAUCGCGGCCUGCCAUUUACACUUCGAGUUCGUCGCUGCCAGCUACCCCGGGAGGCAACACUACUGAUUGCGACAAAGGGCGUUCCGCCAAUAAGGAGGAUCUCCGUGCGUUCAACCACGAUCAGAAAAAACAGUUUGUGGACAUUGUACAGUCCUGGGUACCAGGAACGCCUCGAGUCGAUGUUCAGAGCGAUUCGCCAUCGUCGGACAAAGUUUCGCGACUAAGUGAAGCCUAUACAUUCAAUUUACAUCGUGCCUCCUGGGAGUUGCAGAGAACCGACGAGCACCGCGACUUGCCCCAAGAUGGAUUCAUUAUUCAGGAGAACAGUCAAGUAAGAGGCGGGGAUCGGACGGGUGGUAACCUCUCAGAGGCCGAACUCCGCCGAACAGACUCAUCGGCGGACAGAUUUUAUUGUCAGUGCCACAUGCAACCCGAGAAUGCUGACAACGGAGUGAUAUCUUCCGGAGGUGCAGCAGUACAUUCCCCCCUUUCCACUUCUUCGACGUCGUCGUGGAAUCCGGGUUCUCCGUUAGCGUCUGAAGCAGACACAUUAGAUACCCACACUUUCAGAGCGGCAGCGGAGGUGAAUUUGGCUCCGCCUAGCGCCACUUCACUUUGCGACACUAGAAUUAAGUCAUCGCAAGAGAACAACCGACGAACGGAAGAGAGGCAGAUGUCCCAGGACGCCGCGUCUCAUGGGCAAUCCGUAAGCCAACAAAAGAUCCUUGAUACCAAUGGGCUAUUUUGCCUCUCCGAAUCUCCCCCUAAGAAUCGUAGGAUGAAUCGCUGGUCACCUGAGUUUGCGGUACACACUGAAUCACAGAUCACAACGGCAGAAGAGUCCCUGCGCCGAGUGUCUGUGAAGGCGAAGGCACAGGAGACCGCAUCACAGCAGCGGAUCUCGCUGCUCGCGGUUGGACGUAUGGCCCGACACUUGGAGCUUGUCAACGAAGAUACAUUUGCCGUGUUUGCGCACAUAAUUAUGAUCCUCCCCUCCCGAGUUCUCGUUGUGGUUGCCCCUCCUUUGUUCGAAUUUCUCUUUGCCCUGAGAGAUGUUUGGUGUCGAGAUCUCCUCCUUCUCCCCCCCAAAGGGCAGCCCUCACUCAUGCUCAACCAAUCGCAACACCAGCUUCAGCAGGAACUUCAGAAACAUCAAGCGUACAGAGAGGCCGUUCUGCAGCCGAUCGUCUCCCAAAGACUCCGGCAACUCCUGGCUCUCGCACUGCGCAAGUUCUAUUCAUAUAGAAGACACAGAAAAGCAGGACAGUCGUACAUGCUGGAAGACCCAGUCUAUGGAAGGGGAGCGAAGUGUUUAACAAGAAGGUCCGUUUCUGCAACGGCCGCAGUUCCAUGAUACCAGUGUUCUAGCAACGCAUCCGUAGUGGGUGUGUGGUGAACUGCCAGACAACUUCGCAAUGUAUUAUCAAGCGCCCAGAGGAAAACGGAUGUUUCUUGCGAUGCCCGUCGUGUUGACAUAGCUGAAUCAGAGACCGUGUACAUUUCUUCACCUUAACUCAAGUGAUCCAGUGGCUUGCUGCGUUCACCAGCAUGUGCCCGCAAACGCGCUGAACGGCCUACUGACGUGUCUUCCUUUGUUCGUCUGUGCCAUGUUUUCACAAUGUGUGUGCGUGGUGGCCAGCGCAAUGCUGCCGAGGUGACCGUGUGUCUUUUUUUCCCUCGUGUUUCACGAAAGAGCGAAACGAUCGUGUGGCAGACGAUUCAUGUGGAAGGGACAACUACAGUAAGUAAGCAUCCCACACU